Messenger RNA from Pyrus x bretschneideri (Chinese white pear), 596 nucleotides. RefSeq names its product transcription elongation factor 1 homolog. The record is from RefSeq and is a predicted model, not a curated record. Gene Ontology annotation, cellular component: transcription elongation factor complex. The coding region runs from base 173 to 442 and encodes 89 amino acids. Gene Ontology annotation, biological process: transcription elongation by RNA polymerase II. Gene Ontology annotation, molecular function: RNA polymerase II complex binding. The transcript is spliced from 5 exons. NCBI's taxonomy places the organism in Eukaryota, Viridiplantae, Streptophyta, Magnoliopsida, Rosales, Rosaceae.
AUCGUUUCGGUUCCCGCUUGAACGGUGGAACCGCUUCCUUCUCCUGACACAUUUUAAAGCGUUUCUCAGUUGGGUCGGGAAGAACACUAUAUUUUGCAAUAAAUCCAAAACCUGCAGAGAGUAAAUUACCAAGUUGGCUCCUUCUUCAUCGAUUUCCAAAACUUUUUGAGCAAUGGGGAAGAGGAAGUCAUCAGCAAAACCGCCUCCUAAGAAGCGGAAUGACAAGCUUGAUACCGUCUUCAGCUGUCCCUUCUGCAGCCAUGGCACCAGUGUUGAAUGCCGCAUUGACAUGAAGAACUUGAUUGGGGAAGCUUCUUGUAGAAUAUGCCAAGAAAGCUUCAGCACCACCAUCACAGCUUUAUCCGAACCAAUAGACGUCUACAGCGAAUGGAUUGAUGAAUGCGAGCGGGUUAACAAUGUCGAAGAUGAUGGUGAUGCUUAGGAGGAGGACCUGAUGCCUAGAUAGGUUGUCCCUGUGUCAGCUGCUGUGGGAGUUUUAUUUCUCUGACCAAAAUCAGUAGUAGUUCUAAAUAAUUUCCAAACCAUGCUUGUCAAGCAAGUUUUAAACAUUUCAAUGAAGACGUGAUGCGAACCUA